Molecule: messenger RNA, 633 nt
Organism: Penicillium macrosclerotiorum
Lineage: Eukaryota; Fungi; Ascomycota; Eurotiomycetes; Eurotiales; Aspergillaceae
Exons: 2
Coding region: 1-633 (210 amino acids)
Source: RefSeq, a predicted model, not a curated record
AUGGCUCUCCCCCUUUUCAUCCCUCCAUGCAUUUUCGCACCGGCCAGAUGUUACCAUUUUCCACCGUCGGAUAAGCCGCUCAGGAUUCAAAUCGAAGGCCCAACAAUCGCUAUAGAAAAGCUUCUCCCUCAUACUGUCUGGCGUCCUGAAUUUGGGAACGAACCGUUCCCUCAGCAAGCAGGUCCGGAGCUAGCUCGAUUGACUUACCAGACAGUCUACGGACACGAUGUUCUUCCAGAUAUUCCGGGUGACUUAGUGGUGCGCGACGAGUACUUGGGUUGGGUGUCCGAGAAGUAUCCAGAACCAGUGAUUGAUUAUUAUGGCGUGACAUUUGACCAUUUUGUUCCACCUAAUGAUCCUAAUCCGGAAGUGUUACAGAUCAAUAUUAUUGAGAUCGAGAACGAUAAUGGGGCCUACGCAAGCGAAGGGCUUUUGUUUGCGGUAGACCCAACUGACUUUAUUGGAAAGAAGGUACUAGCAAUCCCGAGAUGUUGCCAGGAGAGAAAGGGAACACAGGAUCGUUGGCGAGUGAAUGCUGGUGUGGACUACAGAAUCAAUGGCCGAAACCAUUUCAAGUCACAGAAGGAAUGGAAAGAAUAUAUAGCAGAGAAUACAGCAAAGCAGUCGACCUAA